Messenger RNA from Olea europaea var. sylvestris, 821 nucleotides. RefSeq lists its product as uncharacterized. The transcript is spliced from 2 exons. The record is from RefSeq and is a predicted model, not a curated record. The coding region runs from base 374 to 766 and encodes 130 amino acids. NCBI's taxonomy places the organism in Eukaryota, Viridiplantae, Streptophyta, Magnoliopsida, Lamiales, Oleaceae.
AUUCUUGUUUCCAUGUUUCUGUUUUCAAUUCAACUCUUCUUUGUUAUAUUUCUUAUUUAAGAUUUGUUUUUGAACUUUUGAAUCUUAUUGUUAUUUUCUAACCGGCGAUAUCAAUAUUGAAAAUAUUACUCUUUCUGAUAAAGACAUUGAUUCAGUGCCUGAAGUAUUUGUACUUUUGGCGACAAACUGAUUAUUAUUUCAGAUAAAUAUUAUGCAUAGAUAUAAUUGUAAUUUAGAGUCACAAAGCAUGUUAUAAUACCUAAAUACAAUAAUGAAACUCAUGUUAUGAAGGCACCCAAUUGAGUCUCACCAGAGGUACCUAUAGCCUUUUUAUGGGAGAAUUUAUUAUCAUAAGCAAUGGAAUUGCUCUAUUAUGUUUUUUACGUUAUGCUUUUCUCUUGUUUACGCCGUGGCAUUAGGCCAUCGGCCCAUAUGCAUUUUCCAAUCUCUGCUGUUGGGUGUGUGGUGUAGAUGUACAAGGCUCAGAGGAAUGCUGUUCUAUGUAUCGCUGCGUGCCUCCUCUACUGGUGCAUCUACCGUAUUUCCAAGUAUUACACGGAGAUUCAAAGGAUGGAGGAGGUCGAGAAGCGGUUCAAGGACGAGUAGAUUUUCUGCCAUAACCAGUGGAUUGACAAGGCUUAACGGAAGAGCGAAGUUUUCUCUAAUGAUAGUUUGUGUAUCUAUGACUGCUAUUUUCGCAUUUUGCUCUAUAAGCUUUAAGAAGCACUGUGACGCAAAUAUGAAUGAACAAAUCGAUGUUGAAUGAUUAAUUAUCCAUCCGAGACGCGUUCAUCAAUCAAAUAUACAUUGACUUUAAUUAA